AUGGAUGCAAUCUCGGCCAUCUGGGACAUCGGCCACGACGCAUACACCGAGUUUUACAUUUACCAAGUUGAGUGGGUGCUGGGCGAGUCGGGGUAUGUCCGAUGGAUGCUUGAAGACGCGCCUACAGCGUACACCAGCACCACCUCGGUCGUUAUUACGAUCGAGUUUGCAAGUUUGCAAGCAUUCCGGGAGAAGUUGUUCCUCAUGUGUGCUUUCCAAGGUUGCGACGGACGCGCGCCGUCGCCAUCGUCGUCGUUCACUUCUCCGCCAUCAUUGCCUUUCUUCGCCGUACAGGGUGGUUUUUUGAAUGGUCCCUUUGCCAUGCCAGCAUCGCAUUGA
This is a messenger RNA of Aphanomyces invadans, 339 nucleotides long. RefSeq lists its product as hypothetical. The transcript is spliced from 2 exons. Gene Ontology annotation, cellular component: endoplasmic reticulum membrane; plasma membrane. Gene Ontology annotation, biological process: (1->6)-beta-D-glucan biosynthetic process. Lineage: Eukaryota; Oomycota; Saprolegniomycetes; Saprolegniales; Verrucalvaceae. Bases 1 to 339 code for a protein of 112 amino acids. The record is from RefSeq and is a predicted model, not a curated record. Gene Ontology annotation, molecular function: glucosidase activity.